CAGCUAAUCAAUUACAUAGAACGUUAUCAAUGGAUACAGUACAAUACAAGCACAUUAUCUAGCCAGUUUAGAAUGAAACCAUGACCAUGUGCGUGUAAUAUGGUCUUCGCUUUUUCGUACGGAUUCAUAAGGAGGUACCCCUAGAUAAUUUUAACGUAGAGAAAAACCAUCAAAUUAUGUUUAGCCUAUACUACAUACCUUAGAUGGAAUAUUGGUAUAUCUCUAUUUAUAGAUUCUAUUAAUAGGUAAAAUAAUUCAACCACCUAAAGUGCCAAUAACAUUUGCAUGUGGAUCAAAGUAGUUGCCAAGAAAACACUGCUAUUCUACUUCGGUUUAAAUAAAAGUUGCUUUAGACGUUUACAUUCAGAAAUGUCUCUGGAACAAGCGAAACAAGUAGCCGCUUACCGGGCGGUGGACACCUAUGUAACAAAUGGUUGCGUUUUUGGUGUUGGGAGUGGAUCGACAGUGGUUUACGCAGUACAGCGCUUAGCCGAACGUGUUGAAACUGAAAAUUUAAAGGUGACCUGUGUACCUACGUCAUUUCAAGCAAAACAACUUAUUUUAAAACAUAACUUCACUUUGGGUGAACUGGACACAAAUCCGAUUAUUGAUAUUACGAUUGAUGGUGCAGAUGAAGUAGACUCAAAAAUGACAUUGAUAAAAGGUGGCGGUGGAUGUUUAUUGCAAGAAAAAAUUGUUGCUUCAUGCUCAAAAAAACUCAUUGUCAUAGCUGACUACACCAAAGAUUCCCUAAAGCUGGGUGAUAGAUAUAAAAAGGGUAUUCCUAUUGAAGUGAUUCCCAUGGCUUACAUUCCAAUCAAGGCCAAAAUUGUAUCAAUGUUUGGUGGGGAAGCAAAAUUGAGAAAUGCUGUAGCAAAAGCAGGACCUGUUGUAACUGACAAUGGAAACUUUAUUCUAGACUGGUUGUUCACAAAUCAAGAUUUGGAUUGGCAGAAAGUAAAUUCUGCUAUUAAAAUGAUACCGGGAGUGGUGGAAAUUGGGCUGUUUGUAAACAUGUGUGAAAAAGCGUAUUUCGGGCAGCCUGAAGGAAAUGUUAUAGAAAGAUCUGCAUAAAAUAAAACAGGGAAUCUUAUAUAUUGUUACUGCUAAGAAUAAGGAUAUUUUUUUAUGCUUUUUAUAAUAAAGUAUAUUUCUUUAUGA
Amyelois transitella is the source of this 1161-nucleotide messenger RNA. It is a transcript of the gene Rpi, whose product is annotated as ribose-5-phosphate isomerase. Gene Ontology annotation, cellular component: intracellular membrane-bounded organelle. The coding region runs from base 286 to 1074 and encodes 262 amino acids. The transcript has a single exon. Gene Ontology annotation, biological process: D-ribose metabolic process; pentose-phosphate shunt, non-oxidative branch. Lineage: Eukaryota; Metazoa; Arthropoda; Insecta; Lepidoptera; Pyralidae. The record is from RefSeq and is a predicted model, not a curated record. Gene Ontology annotation, molecular function: ribose-5-phosphate isomerase activity.